Molecule: messenger RNA, 4458 nt
Organism: Thunnus maccoyii (southern bluefin tuna)
Lineage: Eukaryota; Metazoa; Chordata; Actinopteri; Scombriformes; Scombridae
Product: nucleolar protein 4-like
Exons: 11
Coding region: 716-3115 (799 amino acids)
Source: RefSeq, a predicted model, not a curated record
UUCGCUCCGUCUUUUCUCCCUCAGAGAGGAGGAAGAGGAGGAGGUAGAAGAGGGGAGGCGGUGACCGACAUCCCCCACGGGACAGGCCGACCGACGCACGCUGCUAACAGGUGUGUCUGAAGAGGUCACACCGCUCCAAUCUGCACCGCCCGCCCGUCCUGCCGGUCCGUCGUCCCCCCCUCACCCCCCUCCACCACCACCACCACCACCACCCGUCCCUCCCGGUCCCUUCCUCUGUGUCAUUGUUGCUGCCGAAAUUACAUCCAAACGGGGGCUGGUUCGGAGUUAAAUUUGGCCGUUUCGGCAUCCCAGUGAGCGCUUGUUCUUUUCCUCUGUCGGUCUCUUCGCGGCGACUCACUGGUGCGUAACAGCGGAGCGGAGGAGGUGGGAUCCAAACGGCUCAUUCUGAGACGUUAAUUUAUAAACCAAUGGCACUUUGUUGUUUUUUUCUUGAGGAAUGGAGUGAAUUUGUAGGUUUGGACUAAUUUGUAUCAGAGGUGAAGGGGAAUUUGAAGAUUUGGUUAGAUUUUUUUUUUUCAAGGUUUUGUUUUGUUUGAGCUGAUUUCGCAACCCCCCCUCUGGCGAAAAGGCAGACGUUCGCUAACCGAAGCCGAACCGAAUUCUGACGAAUUUUAACGGACAACAAAGUGUGUCUUUUUUUUUCUUUCUUUGAGGGACUCUUUUCCUGUGAAAACAAAGUGCACCUCGUUUUAUCAUGACAACAAGAAAAGCCAGUAGUGUGGGGGACGUGGUGCCUCCCUCCACCAACAGCCACCAGCAGCACCAGAACCAGCAGAGGAGCCGGAGUCCCGGCGGUUACAGCAGCGGGGUUCCGGCGUCCGAGGCGGCGGGCGGAGGGGCGGAGAUGUUCGGGGAAUUUCAGGACUGGUGCCUGCGGACGUACGGGGACUCCGGCAAGACCAAGACCGUGACCCGGCGUAAAUACAACAAAAUCCUCCAGACCCUUAUCCAGGGGGACGAGGAGAACAGUAACGGGGUGUUCCUGCAUGAGAAAGGCAACAACCACAUCAACGCCAAAUUUAAAUUCUGGGUCAAGUCCAAGGGCUUCCAGGUCGGGACGCUGCAGGACGGGAAGAACGGAUCAUCGGACAGACCGGUGCUGUACGUUCCCAUCAAGGCGACGCAGUGUGUGGACGGCGUAUCCGGCGGCGAUUCGUCCCUGAAGCGUGUGGCGGUGGUGGAGGAUUUCUUCGACAUCAUCUACGCCAUGCACGUGGAGAUCAGCGCCGACCCGGGCAAAGCACCCAAACACGCCGGCCAGAAGAAGACCUACAAAGCUAUAGCGGAGACGUACGCCUUCCUGCCCAGAGAGGCGGUGACUCGUUUCCUGAUGAGCUGUGGAGAGUGUCAGAAGAGGAUGCACAUCAGCACCACAGGACAGGACUACAAAGAGAACGACAGACUGAGCUCUCUGGUGUCGGAGGUGAUAGACUACAACAUGCCUCUCACCACCACCUACAUGAAGCAGAUGAAGCUUCAGUGUAUGAACAACAACAAGGAUGACAGUUCUCUGAGCAGCGAGGAGGAGGCAGAGAUGAGCGAGCCCACAUGGCUAGCGGCCGAUCUGGGAGCAGCGUCUGACCUGAGCCCGCAGAGCCGAGGAGAGAGGAUGCGCCACAGUCCCCAGAACACACACAGCAAGGAGGACGACGAUGAUUCGUCAUCAGAGAGCGGCAGCGGGAACGGCCUGCCCGCUCUUACCCCUCCCUCCUCCGCUGUGACGGACGGCGCCAUAGUCAGAGAAACCGAGGUCGUCAACGGCAACGGCGGCCCCGCCCCGCUGGACUUCAGCACGCCUACUUCCUCCUCCUCAUCAUCCGAGGACCAGCAGCCGAUGAACCUGAGCGACCCGCCUCCUCAGCGGCUGCCUCUGUCCACCUCUCACCUGCCCGUCACCGUCUCGGCGGCGGCCGCGGCGCUGCUCGGCGCUCUGCAUCCCAGCGCGCCCGAGGAGCUCCGCAGGAAGUACCCGCUGGCCGCCAAACCUCCCCUGGCUCCGCACCCGGCCCUGCCUCUGACCCUGCCGCACACACAUAACGCGCACACUCCCAACACACACUCCCAGUCCCACACGCACGCCGCCGAGCUGCGACUGGACAGAAACGGCAGGGACUACGGGGGCAAGUCUCCCCAGUACAGUUCAGGCGGAAGCUACGACAGCGUGAAGAUGGACCUGAGUGCCGAGGACCUGACUAUGGGGCGUCACGGCAGCCAGGUCGCCCCGGACGACGACGACGAUGACCACGACGACCACGACGACAACGACAAGAUCAACGACACGGAGGGAGUCGAUCCCGAGAGACUAAAGGCCUUCAAUAUGUUUGUGCGCCUGUUUGUGGACGAGAACUUGGAUCGGAUGGUGCCCAUCUCCAAGCAGCCCAAGGAGAAGAUCCAAGCCAUCAUCGAGUCCUGCAGCAGACAGUUCCCGGAGUUCCAGGAACGCGCUCGCAAGCGCAUCCGCACCUACCUCAAAUCCUGCCGACGCAUGAAGAAGAACGGCAUGGAGACCCGUCCUACUCCACCUCACCUCACCUCAGCCAUGGCUGAGAACAUCCUGGCCGCCGCCUGCGAGAGCGAAUCACGCAACGCCGCGAAGAGGAUGCGCCUCGAAGCCUAUCACGAUGAGCAGAUCUCUCUGGACAAGCCGUCCAGCGUCGGAGGAGGUCUGAGGGAGCCGGCGUCCCUCGCCCACUCCGCCUACUCCCUGGCCGCAUCAGCCUUCUCCCAGGACACCCAGCUCUACAUCAACGGAGCCGGCCUCAGCUACGGUUACCGUGGAUACCCGGGCCUGGGUGCUGCCAUGCAACACCCCGUUUCCCUGACGACCGGCGCUGCUGCUCAGAGCAAUGGCCCCACAGACCUCAGCAUGAAAUCUCUCUCCUCUGCCAACAUCAGUAACUCCUCUUCUGCCUCCACCAACAACAGCCUGGGCGGGCGAGGCAGCGGGGGCGCAGGAGGAGGCGGGGCUUCGACCCAGCUCAGCCAACCGGAGAUCACGGCUGUGCGUCAGCUGAUCGCCGGCUACCGGGAGUCGGCCGCCUUCCUGCUCCGCUCGGCAGACGAGCUGGAGAACCUCAUCCUGCAGCAGAACUGAUUUAAGGGGGGGGGGAAAUAUGGGAGAACACACACACAUAUACACACACACACACACACACUUCCCGUUACAUUUGUUUCGUGUUCGUCCGCGUCCUUCGUCUCUCCUUUAACAUCGCCGAACGCCAGACCUCCUCCUCCUCUUUGUGUUCGCUCUUCCCUCCUUAUAUCGGGAUUCGUUGAUUUCUCCUCAUCUGCCUUCUCUUCGGGAAAACUGCGGACACUUUUCAUUUUGAGAGGGAAAAAAAGUGGGGAAACUGGGACAGAGGGAGGGUGAUGAAUCCCACCCCGCCCCCGCCAUCAUACCCCAAAACAAUCCCCCACAACCUCAAUCCAUCCAUUCUGCCUGAGAGGAGAGAGAAAAAACAAACAAACAAAAAAAAAGAUGAAAUAGGAGCAGAGCGCUGGGACUCUGGAGGAUUCUCUUCCUCUCCUCUCUCCGGAAGCACCUCACAAUCAGCGAUACACUCUGAGCAAAGGAGUGUGGAGGAGAGGAAGAGAGGAGGAAGAGGAAGACUGAAAGGUUUUUGAUUCUGCUGCUGUGGUUUCAGAGAAAAAACAGACUUUGCCCCCCUUCCUCCCCUUUGUGGGUUGAGAAGUUUUUUGAGUUUUUUCCCCCCGUGGAACGUCUUACGCGGGGGAGUUUUGAUUGACGGUUGCCCCGGGCAACGCCGUCUUAUGAUCAUAACAAAUAAUUUUAAAAUGACUCCCUGAAUUAGUACUACUGAAGCUGUUUGUUAAACGACGAGUGCUUUUGAUUCGAUUGAAGAUUUAAUUUGUUCUCUUUUGGGAGUCCAAUGAGCGUUUUGGGUUUUUUUAUUAUUGUUUUUUUUUGGACUGUUCUCAAGUGACUGAAGGAAAGAAAAGCGGUUUGACUUAUCUUAAAAGAUAAAUACGGAAACGGACUUUGAGUGCGGAGGAGCUGAAGGAUGAAAACUGGAAAAGAAAAGAGAGAGAGAGAAAAAAGGAGUUUGUUUGGUUUAAAAAAAAAAACAAAAAAAAAAAAGGAGGAGAGAAACUUUUUUUGUGCUCGCUUGUAUAUAAGCUCUCUGUGUCCUAUAGCACUUUUCCCCCCACCCUCCACCUCCCCACCCCCCUUCCUCCUCCUCCUCCUCCUCCUCACCCCUUUUACCCAGGGAGCAACUUGCUACUUAUGCAUUUAAGACGCCAUGUUGACCACCAGGAAAUACCUCAGAUCAGACCUGCCAAUUCCAUUUUCAGUUCCUCACACACACACACACACACACACACUCUGCAAAGUGUAUGGUAACAUUCCCACCAGAAGCCAGUUUACUUCUACUUUACCACCUGAUGUCUUCAAGGUUUAUAUAUAUAUUUUUUUUG